AUGGUCACCGAGGAUGAGGCUCUCUUUGACCUCAGUGAGGAAGAAGCUUCACAAUUGGCUAGAAUCGGUUCUGGAUCUGCAAUUCGCUCGCUUCAUGGUGGGUUGGUUCGUUGGAAACGUGGCAUCCGGGAUGAUGGAGUGGAUUCGGUUGCCGUGAGAGUUUUCUCACCUAAAAGAUGGCUUUCGCUGAGAGCCCUGAUCUUUGUUGUGAGUGCUGAAAAGAAGGAAACUGGUUCCACGAUUGGCAUGCAGACCACUGUCGAAACGAGUAAAAUGCUACCUGCUAGAGUGGCCAGGUGUGACAAAAUGAUUGAAAGGAUGCAGAAGGCCUUUGCUAAAAGGAACUUCCCUGCCCUGGCCCGGCUGCCUCAUUCGGACGCGAUCAUUGAAGAACCGAUGAGCCCGAUCCAAAGCCCUGCAAGUGACUUCUCGUUUACGGAUGCGUUGGCAAGUCAUGCGCUCCUGGGCGCCACCGAUGAGACCCCGCCACUUAUCCUGGACCUGAUCUACAGUACUGUCGGCGCUGAGCCGUGCGUCAUUCACCAUCAGAAGAAUAGUGGAUAU
Messenger RNA from Mesorhabditis spiculigera, 564 nucleotides. Lineage: Eukaryota; Metazoa; Nematoda; Chromadorea; Rhabditida; Rhabditidae. The record is from the annotation of a GenBank genome assembly.